CAGGAUCGCAGCCAUUCCUUUGUGUGCGCAUUUUGUCGACAGAAGCUGGCUGUUAAUGCCGGACUGCAGCAUGAACGAACGCUAUCCAUCUCAUCUGCCUCACCGAGGCCUUUGACAGCGCUGCGGGAGCUGGGCAAAGCGCGCAGCGCCGCACUCUCUUGUCAGGCCCGAUCGCUGUCUCGGACAGCAUGUCUCAGCAACUCUGCGAACAAUGAGGGACCUCCCAGGGCGGGGGGAUUCCCAGGCGCAUUCUCCAGUGCUGGAGCAGGCGGUUGGGGCACAUUUGCGAAAGCAGAGACAUCGUCUGACGCUUUAGCUGCGACUGAUGGCUUGCUGCCUCACGAGCGACAGGCCCGGCAGAGAUCCGCCGCUGCGGAAGCUGCGCAGACGAACAAAAGUAACGAACCGAAGCAGAAUACGGGCGGCCAGCGCAGCAACCCCCUGCAAGCGUCCAAGUCGAGGUCUAUCUUGGCCGAUGUCUUCAAGACCAGCCGAGAACCGCGGGCUCCUCCAACGCCAGACUCUUGGACCUCU
This is a messenger RNA of Trichoderma citrinoviride, 534 nucleotides long. RefSeq lists its product as hypothetical. Lineage: Eukaryota; Fungi; Ascomycota; Sordariomycetes; Hypocreales; Hypocreaceae. The annotation marks the transcript as partial. The transcript has a single exon. The record is from RefSeq and is a predicted model, not a curated record.